CUUUUACUUAAAAGGUAGAAAAUAUAUUAAGGCAUUCCAUAGCUGACUGUGGCCGAGAAAAGUUGUAUUCAAGUUUAAAACGAUCAAAACAAGUAUAAAUCAUCCAAAAUGUUCGAUUUCAAUUUACAAUUUGCUCGUGGUGGUGCCCAAUUCACCGUUGAACUAUUUGAAAAGCUGAAAGCUGCUACAACAAAGGAAAAUAUUAUUGUAUCCCCCUUUUCGGUGCAAACCUGUUUAGCUUUAGCCUUUGCCGGUGCUAAGGAUGAAACUGCCGAUGAAAUUGCUACCGCCUUGAAAUAUGUUUCAAAUUUCCCACCUGAAGUGGCGGAAACCUUCCAAUUUGUUUUGGAGAAAUACAAGGAUAGUGAAUUAUUGAAAAUUGCCAAUAAAAUCUAUGUUCAGGAAGGACAAGAAAUCAAGGAAGCCUACGCUGCUGCAACCAAGGAACAUUACCAUGCCGAAGCUGAUACCGUUAACUUUGCUGAAAAUGAAGCUGCCGCACAGAAAAUUAACACCUGGGUUGAAGAAAAAACCGCUGGAAAGAUUACCGAGCUGAUCACACCCGAUUGUUUUGAUGAUACCACACGUAUGGUCCUCUUGAAUGCAAUGCACUUCAAGGGUGAGUGGGAGAAGAAAUUCGAUGAAAGCCAAACCGAAGAAGAUGAUUUCUGGAUUGCCGAAGAAGAAUCUGUCAAGGUCAAGUAUAUGAAUCAAAAGGAAAAAUUCGGUUAUGGCUAUUUCGAGGAAUACAAUUGCACCGCUUUGGAAAUGCCCUAUAAGGACUCGGAUUUGAGUAUGUUUGUAAUGUUGCCCCAGGAACGUGAAGGUCUCAAGGAUUUGGCUCAGAAACUCAAAGAUGUAAAUUUGGUGGAUUUGGCUGAGAAAAUGAGCACCGAAGAAGUUGUGGUGAAAUUCCCUAAAUUUAAGGUUGACUAUUCCGUUGAAUUGUCAGAUGCAUUGAAAGAGAUGGGUAUUCAAAAGGCCUUCAGUGAUGUUGCCGAUUUCAGCAAUAUGUUAGAGAGUCCUGAGGGUUUGAGUGUUUCCAAGGUCUUCCACAAGGCCACCAUUGAAGUCAACGAAGAAGGCUCGGAGGCCGCUGCCGCCACCGGUAUGAUCAUGAUGACUCGUAUGAUGUUGAUGCCAUUGCAAUUUGUUGCCGAUCGUCCAUUCUUCUAUUGGAUUUGGAAUAAGAAAAAUAUUUUGUUUGCCGGUGCCUUUGUUAAUGCUCCAGCUGCGGAAUAAGUGACUGCAUAAACAAACGUGUGAAAUUGAGAGUCCAUGACAUUCGUAUUUGAAUAGUAUUAUAGAAAUUCGUAUUUAUUGUUUUAAUGUAUGCUUUUAAUGUAAAUAGUUAAUUGUUAGUUGUUAAUGAUUGCUUUUGUAUAAUGUAUUUUUUAGUAAUUUAUUAGCGAAAAUAAAAUAAAUUUUAUCAUUUAUAUAACAAAA
Messenger RNA from Musca domestica (house fly), 1446 nucleotides. Its product is annotated as serine protease inhibitor 42Dd. The transcript is spliced from 2 exons. Gene Ontology annotation, molecular function: serine-type endopeptidase inhibitor activity. Lineage: Eukaryota; Metazoa; Arthropoda; Insecta; Diptera; Muscidae. The coding region runs from base 109 to 1242 and encodes 377 amino acids. The record is from RefSeq and is a predicted model, not a curated record.